Catharus ustulatus (Swainson's thrush) is the source of this 1142-nucleotide messenger RNA. It is a transcript of the gene FAM181B, whose product is annotated as family with sequence similarity 181 member B. The transcript has a single exon. The record is from RefSeq and is a predicted model, not a curated record. The coding region runs from base 63 to 1091 and encodes 342 amino acids. Lineage: Eukaryota; Metazoa; Chordata; Aves; Passeriformes; Turdidae.
CCCGCCGGGCGCAUCCCAGCGGAGUCUGCCGGAACUCGGGGCGGCGGCGUUCGCCGCCGGCCAUGGCCGUGCCCGCCGCGCUGCUCAGCCCCCAUCACCUCCUCUCCUUCUGCUUCCCCGCCGCCAGCGGGCUCCUGGGCUAUGCCGACCUGGAGAAGGGCUACGAGGGCGGCGGCGGCGACGCGGGGGACUUUAGAGAAGCCACCCGGGACCUGCUGAGCUUCAUCGACUCGGCUUCCAGCAACAUCAAGCUGGCGCUGGACCGGCCGGUGAAGUCCCGGCGGAAGGUGAACCAUAGGAAGUACCUGCAGAAGCAGAUCAAGCGCUGCACCGGCAUCAUCGCCGCCGCCGCCCCGCCGCCCGCCGCCUGCCCGCCCGCCGCCUGCCCCGCCCGGCCCCCGCCGCGCCGGGAGCCCGCGCAGGCGGCGGGCAGCAGCCUCCAGAGCAAGAGCCUGGCCGCGCUCUUCGGCUCCCUGCAGCGGGGCCGGGGCGCGGCGGGCGGCGCCGAGGCGAGGGCGGGCGGCGGCGGCGCGGGCGGCGGGGAGAAGGCGGCGGGCGGCCCGCGGAAGGUGCCGCUGCGGGACCGCAACCUGCCGCCCUCCUUCUUCACGGAGCCGGCGCUGCCCGGGCCCGCCGCCCGCGGGCCGCCCGCCAAGGAGCCGGAGAAGGGCGGCGGGGGCGCGGAGGCCGCCGAGUUCUUCGAGCUGCUGUGCCCCGAGUACGGCGCGCUGCUGCCCGAGCACACCGCCCCGACCGACGCCUUCGGCGGCCGCCUGCCCGCCGAGCUGGGGCUGGAGCACGGGCUGUACGAGCUGCCGCUGCCCGCCGGGCCGCACCCGCUGCUGGGCGGGCUGCUGUACCCCGAGCCGCCCUGGAGCCCGGCCGCGCCCUGCAGCCCGCCCAGGAAGGCUCCGGCCGAGCCGCUGCGCCCGCUCUACCCCGGCGGCGCGGAGCCCGUGCCCGGCGGCAGCGAGGAGCCCGGCGGGCACCUGCCCGCGGGCUUCGCCCCCUUCUUCCCCGAGUGCCCGCUGCCGCAGCCGCCCUACGAGUACGGCGGCGGGUUCCCCCGCGGGGGCUACCCCGGGCUGUAGGGCGGCCGGGGCUCGGGGCCGCCAGCACGGCAGGCGGGGAGCGCAGCCGAG